AUGACAGUCCACCACGCCCCGCCUCCAACCCUCCUCACCCAGACGACGUUGCUCUCGCUCGCUUCGACCGUCGCUCUACUUGCCCUCGCUGUCGCGCUCGCUCAGCGCCUGUUGCCUGCCAGAAGAUACGCCGGCGCUGCCCAACGCUUUACCUUUGUGUGGCUCGCCUUCGAUGCGCUGGUGCACUUCACUCUCGAGGCCUCCUUCGUCUUCCACUCCUUCCCGCGCCCUCGGACUGUUAACUCUGGCACCGGUCCCUUCGCCGCUCUCUGGCGGGAGUAUGCCCUCGCCGACACACGAUGGGGCACGAGCGACCCGACCGUCGUGUCCAUCGAACUCAUCACGGUCCUCGGAGCUGGUCCUUUGGCAGCUUACUGCGCCAAUGGGAUGCGACGACCAAGGAACGAGGCGUGGAGGCUUUGGAUCAUCAUCUUGUCAGUGGCGGAACUGUAUGGCGGCUGGAUGACCUUCGCUCCCGAAUGGAUCACCGGCUCGCCCUCGCUCAACACCUCUCACCCGCUGUACACCUGGGUCUACCUCGCCUUCUUCAAUGGACUCUGGGUCGUCAUCCCGCUCUGGCUCAUCUGGGAUUCAGGAAGGGUCAUCUUGCGGGCGUUAAGCGUAACAGAAGAGACCAAGGCGAAGUAG
Molecule: messenger RNA, 648 nt
Organism: Rhodotorula toruloides NP11
Lineage: Eukaryota; Fungi; Basidiomycota; Microbotryomycetes; Sporidiobolales; Sporidiobolaceae
Product: protein of Emopamil-binding protein family
Exons: 6
Coding region: 1-648 (215 amino acids)
Biological process (GO): sterol metabolic process
Cellular component (GO): membrane; endoplasmic reticulum
Molecular function (GO): cholestenol delta-isomerase activity
Source: RefSeq, a predicted model, not a curated record